ACCUCUGGCUUUAGCAGAGUUUGAUGGAAGACUCUUUUUUUCAUCGCUGAGGCAAAUUCUUAUUGAUUAUUUGCGAAGUCAAACACGUAUCUCAAGUUAUUAGUGCCGAUAGUUUGCGCCGAACCCGAAACAAUGUGCUAAUCGUGAAGAUUUAUAGCUGGAAUCAGCUAUUCGGGUUUGUUAGGAACUGAGUGCUGAUGAGCUGUAAAAAUUCACGACCAUAAACGGGGAAUCGUGAGUCCGAAAGUGUGUGCGUUGCGAGCAAAAUCAGCCAUUCGUGAAGGUUUGCGCUACGACUGAAAACAACUUGGUUUUUUGUGAGCUUUGCGUUGAAGUGGCAACAAUUUUCAUCCGAGAAUAAGGGGAAAAAAGUUCGAAUUUAAGGUCGAAGGGUCGACGGGAGGAAAAAGUUAUUUGCUCACACGCAUACAUUCUCACGCCAAAGGGGAACUACAUCGCAGCGGAAGGUGAGAGACAACAAUGAACGUCGAGUUCAACCGACUGCGUACCUUCGAACAGUGGGAACAUGCCUCGUGGACCAUGGAAACGUCCUUUGAGGAGGUGGCCAAGGCCGGGUUCUACGCGACGGAACGCUUCCUGGAGGCAAAGUGUCACUACUGUGGGGCUACGGUGUACAUUGGAGAGCAGGCGGUCGAUAUCGAAUCGAAACACCGCCAGCUGAACCCGAGCUGCGCCUUCCUGCUCCAUCCGGACCGCACCGACAACGUGCGCUCCUUCGACGCGGCCGAGCUGAAGCGCGAAGAGUGCCGGCUGGCCACCUUCGUCAACUGGCCAGUCGCACACAUCAGCCCGCCAGCGCUGGCCAAAGCCGGCUUCUACUACACCUUCAACUCGGACCAGGUCAAGUGCGCCUGGUGCGAGGGCGUUAUCGGCCAGUGGGAGGUCGGGGACGAUCCGUUUACGGAGCACCAGAAGUUCUUCCCGAGUUGUGAGAAGGUUAUUGCCAACGGUAUUAGCUCAAAUCCGGUGUUGGAUUCUAGUAUUGGGAUCCAGCCGGUGAAACCACCCCACGCUCAACAUUUUAGCUCGUUGGAUUCGAGGAUAAGGACGUUCGAGAACUGGACGACUGGAAACAUUCAGGAUCCGGAACGGCUGGCUCAAGCAGGGUUUUACUAUUUGGGUCGAGCGGAUGAGGUUCACUGCUUCCACUGUGAUGGAGGGUUACGGUUCUGGCUGGCGGAUGAUGAUCCGUGGUUUGAACAUGCCCGUUGCUUCCCCAAGUGUCAGUUCGUGCAGCUGGUCAAGGGACAGCUGUUUAUCGAGAACGUGCAGACCCAGAUCAAGAACAGUAGCGGUCAACAGCCCUCAGGGGGUGCACAAAGCACCGCUACGAUGACGCUGGACGAAGCGCUUUCAACGGAACCGGUUCAGCUUGCGCUUUCCAUGGGACUGAACGCGGGUCGCAUCCGAGCUGUGACGAAGCGGCAGCUGGAGACAACCGGCCAACCGUUCGCACAAUCCCAAGCUCUGAUCGAAGCCGUUCUCGACGGUCAAAUACAGGACGAAGAGCUGGAACCGACCACCUCUUCCCGAAUGGAUCGCCGCAUCGAGAACGAGGUGUCCCGUCUCCUUUGGAGCGCGAUCUCUUCCUCCACCACUCCGAAUCUCAGCUCGUUCAACUCCACCUUUGCACCUUCCGCUUCGUCUCCGGUGUCCGAGGUCCGGAACUCAUCCCAAGCAACUUCCACAGAGAUCGCAGAAGCCGCCGCAGCAGUACCUGAACCAGCGUCCGUCCUCCGACGGCGCAGCAGCUCGGAAGCCGUCAAGCCCGGCGAUGAAAAAACGCACCGCCUGGAGGAGGAGAACAAACGACUGAAGGACGCCCGCGAGUGCAAGAUCUGCAUGGCCGACGAGGUGGGCGUCGUGUUCUGUCCCUGUGGUCAUCUAGUUUCCUGCGUUCAGUGCGCGCCCGCCGUCACGAACUGUCCCGUUUGUCGGGCCAUCAUCAAGGGUCGUGUGCGUACAUUCCUCUCGUAAGGCGAACUAGGGGGCGUUCACGAGGAUUGAAGGAUUCCAUCGCACGUGCACACAAACACACACAGUUUUACACUGAAUAAGAAGGAGGUGGCACCGUUUACAAACAUGCACCACGUGUUACUACUAUUGCUCAGAGAUGCAGAAGCGUGUAUUGUGUGAUUGUGUGGGAGGCACAAGCCGGAAGAACGCGGUAUUUUCGGAGAACCGGUAACUGCAAGCGAGGUUUUGUAGAAGAAUGAAAAGUGUAUCAAUGUUUUCACCUGUAAACGUGAUGGCUAGGAUUGAAGGAUCGUUGACCCUAUUGGAUGUUUUAGAGCUGUCGCAGUUCUGCUUUCCAUAUUGUUUGCAAAUGUCGUCAACGCAGCAAAAAGGUAAUCGAAAUUAUAUGGAAAUAUCUCUACUGCUGGUAGAUAUGGCAGAGGACAAAUAUAUCGGGUUCUAAUAGCGAACAGUAGAGCAGUUAUCUAGGAUCGAAUAUCGUUUUACUUUCUGGCUAAGAAUAUGUCUGCAAAUAGUAUUAAUGUUGAUAGAUUUAAUUGCAAAUACAAUAAAUUAUUGUAAACAUUAAA
Culex pipiens pallens (northern house mosquito) is the source of this 2567-nucleotide messenger RNA. It is a transcript of the gene Diap2, whose product is annotated as death-associated inhibitor of apoptosis 2. The record is from RefSeq and is a predicted model, not a curated record. Gene Ontology annotation, cellular component: nucleus; cytoplasm. The transcript has 4 exons. Gene Ontology annotation, molecular function: ubiquitin protein ligase activity; cysteine-type endopeptidase inhibitor activity involved in apoptotic process. Gene Ontology annotation, biological process: regulation of cell cycle; negative regulation of apoptotic process; positive regulation of protein ubiquitination. NCBI's taxonomy places the organism in Eukaryota, Metazoa, Arthropoda, Insecta, Diptera, Culicidae. The coding region runs from base 481 to 1998 and encodes 505 amino acids.